This is a messenger RNA of Trichoplusia ni (cabbage looper), 1597 nucleotides long. RefSeq names its product transcription factor Adf-1-like. Gene Ontology annotation, cellular component: nucleus; transcription regulator complex. NCBI's taxonomy places the organism in Eukaryota, Metazoa, Arthropoda, Insecta, Lepidoptera, Noctuidae. The transcript is spliced from 3 exons. Bases 122 to 955 code for a protein of 277 amino acids. Gene Ontology annotation, biological process: regulation of transcription by RNA polymerase II. The record is from RefSeq and is a predicted model, not a curated record.
AAAAGAACAACAUCGUUCGGUUGUGACGUCGUGCUGCGCAGCGCGGCUAUUUUCGUUCCUCUGAUAGGCGACGGACAUUUUGUUUUGACAUUGUGACGCAAGCGAAAACGGAGUAUUGGAAAUGCCUUUGAACGCGGUUGGCUGGUCCUCAGAGGAGGACGAGAAGCUUGUGGAAUUGGUGCAGCCUCAUAGUUUUUUGUACAAUGUGUUUGAUCCUUCGAGGAAGAAUAUACUAGCGAGAGAAACGACAUGGCAGGAAAUAGCGGAGCAACUAUCGAAGCCAGUUGAAGAAUGCAAGAAACGCUGGCGAGGACUCCGUGAUGGAUACACAAGGAUAAAGCGACUAGGAACUAUGCAUAAAACUAAAGUCGUUAUAUAUGAAAAGUUGCAAUUCUUAGACGGAACAUCCUUGGACGGUACUGAGGAAACGAUAAGGCUUGAAGAAGAGAAUACGGAGGAACAACCAGUUAUGGACGAGUCAAUUGGUACCGAACAGCAAGUUAUUACAGACAACCAGGAAUAUUAUGAGAUCACGCUGGUUGAUGGCCCUCAAGCACCACUCAAGCCAUACAUAAAAAUACUACCAAAAAAAGAAACAAGUGAAGAGCCACCGAAAAAAAUAUGCAGGAAAAACGCUGGCAGAAAGAAAGCAAUACCUGUGCCUAAAAAUAUACCUCCUAUAAAAAUAUUACCCAAACCAAUAGUAAUGAAUGGGCCUAAAAUAGUACAUUACGUAGAAGACCCCAAAGUGCCAGAACAAAGGUCUCAAACCAUAGACAAACUAAUAGAAAAAAUAUUAAAAGAAAACACUAACGAAAUAGAUGUGUUCUUUCGAAGUAUGGCAGCUAGUGUUAAGAAAUUACAGCCUAAUUUAAUACCUAAAGUCAAAAUGGAAGUGUGUAAUGUUAUUGCUAAAUACGAAAUGCAAAAUUUUGACAAAAAUCUCAAUUUCUAGCAUGAAAUUUGACUUAUUGAGCUAGACCAAAAUGUUUAUCGACGUGGGUGACUAAGUGGAUACAGAUCUUAGCUGUAUUAGAGGCUAAAAUGUGGAAAAAUUAUAAAAAAAUACUGCAAUAUUAAGAUAUUAUAUGAUUUGUUAACAUAAGGUGAAGUUUUGACCUCCAAAAGUGUUGUUUCGUGUCAAUAGGUCUUCUAGUCGCCUUACGUGUAAAAUAAAUGAUUAUGUUAAUUUAUCGCUAGUUUCAGCGAAUUACCCACCUGAUAUUUCGCUAGAUUUAACGGAGAUAAGAUCUAUAACAAAUCAUAAAAAAUAAGUAAAAAGUACGAAUAUAUUGUAAUCUUGGCUGUAUGAGUUAUGAUCAUUGCCUAACAGUCAGUUAAUUUUUAAGAACGUGAUUUUUGUCUAGUCUCUGUUAAAUUGGCGCCAUUAUUGACAGCGGUGAUUUUUGUUACUAAAUAUUGUCACAUAUACACUAAAAUAGAUGGCUAAAUAUUAUUCACUUGUGAUAAAGACUUAUAGUGUAGAAUAUUACAUUUUUUGACAUACUGAGUAUGAAAACGAUUGUUAUAAAUAAUGUUUUAUUGAACAGAUACGGUACUACUGAUCUUAUUAAAAAUAAAAAAUACUUUAAGUGAA